Molecule: messenger RNA, 800 nt
Organism: Colossoma macropomum (tambaqui)
Lineage: Eukaryota; Metazoa; Chordata; Actinopteri; Characiformes; Serrasalmidae
Product: stonustoxin subunit beta-like
Exons: 2
Coding region: 106-762 (218 amino acids)
Molecular function (GO): protein binding
Source: RefSeq, a predicted model, not a curated record
GUAGGCUGAAUAGGUGGAUGUGUGUAAAUGUGUAGGUUUUCAUGACAUCACAGAAACAACAAAUUCAAAAAGGGCUGUUUUUUCAGCUCAGUUUCCAGUGACUGAAUGGUCUGGGAGACUCUGACAGUGUUCAAACACCACAUCCAGCUCUUAUUUAAAAAGGGUGAAGAAUAUUCAGCUCUCCAUGAUUUGGGCCCUUUAAUAGAACUUAACGAUUCCUGUGAGUUCACUCUGGAUCCAAACACAGUGAACAGUCGUCUCUCUCUGUCUGACGGGAACAGAAAGGUGGAGUGGGUGGGAUCUUCACAGUCGUAUCCUGAUCAUCCAGAGAGAUUUGAUUACUGGGAGCAGGUUCUGUGUAGAGAGAGUCUGACUGGACGCUGUUACUGGGAGGCUGAGUGGAGCGGAGAUGUUAAUAUAGCAGUAACAUAUAAAUCAAUCAGCAGGAAAGGAGACAGUUAUGACUGUCGGUUUGGACGGAAUGUAAAGUCCUGGAGUCUGAUCUGCUCUAAUAACAGAUACUCUGUCCGUCACAAUAAUAACAGCACUGAACUCUCUGCUCGUCCCUCCAGCUCUGAGACAGUAGGAGUGUAUCUGGACUGUCUGGCCGGCUCUCUGUCCUUCUACAGUGUCUCCACUGAUAAACAAACACUGACCCAUCUACACACUUUCAACACCACAUUCACUGAACCGCUCUGCGCUGGGUUUAGAGUCGGUUAUGUUUAUGUUUGGGGUGAAGGCUCCUCAGUGUGUUUAAAAUAAAAUAACCUCCUGAGUGAAAAUCACACAACACACAUACA